Paramecium sonneborni is the source of this 2831-nucleotide messenger RNA. NCBI's taxonomy places the organism in Eukaryota, Ciliophora, Oligohymenophorea, Peniculida, Parameciidae. The record is from the annotation of a GenBank genome assembly.
AUGUAAUCAAUUUCAUCAGAAGUGUUAAAAGCAGGAGUAACGAAAUCUAAUGUUCGUUCUAAUGUGACAGCAAAGAGGUAAAUUGAAUAUAUAUUGAUAGACCUAAUCAAUUGGGUGGUGGAAGAACUUAAUUAGGUCCUCCUCAAACAGGAAAAGAUACUUAAUAAUCAUAAUAAGAUAAUGUUAUAGUGAAGUAUAAGGAUAGUAUAGUGACACCUAAAGAGUAAGAUUAUGAUAUGAAAAUUAGAUUGAUUACUAAGAGGUUCUUGCAAUUAGCUGAAUAGUAGAAUAGAGAAGAAGAAUAGAGACUUAAAUAAUUAUAGAAACCGGCAGAUACAAAAGUGAGCGCAAGUGUGAUGGAUAGUAAUAUGAAAUCAUUCCAUUAGAGUGCAGUACAAUAAAUAUAGUAUAAUAGGAUAAAUCAUCGAAUUCAGAUUUGAAAGUUUCAUCUUCUAAUAAUCCAGAAAGGAGUAGUUUUAUGGAAUCAAAACAAUCAGAUACAUAUUCGGAUUCAGAUUCUAAACGAGAUUAAUCAGAAUAAUAAGAGAAGAAGCCUAAACAAAAAAAAGGGUUAAAAGAAGAAGAUUUAGAAGAGAAUAUCCCAAUUAACUUAAGUGAAACACCAACAUAAUGUUUAAUGUUUAUGUAAAUAAAUAUAUAAAUAAUCUAAAUAGACCAUCAUCUUUUGUAAAUAGUGAACAUGGUAAAAAAACAGGUUAAGUUUAGAGAACCUAAAAGUAUGAAUAAUUUAUAGUGGAGAAGAUUGGAAGUGAUAAUUUUACAAAGAGAUUCGCUUAAACAUUUAAUUACAUACAAAAACAUAAACCAUAAUAAUGUAAUAAAAUAGAGAAGAAUGACACAGGAGCAUUUACAGCAGUAUGGGAUUUAUAUGAUGCUUCAAUAACAGAUUAAUUGAAUGAAUUCGAAAUAUUACAAGAGGAAAUAAAAACGAGUAUCGAGAAUGAAUACAAGUAACUGAAUAAAAAUCCAUAUUUUUUAUUACCAACUGAAUUAGAAGCAAUUAAAAUACAUGCGGAAAGACCAGUAUUAGGAAAAGAAACAUCUGAAAAAUCAUAAAGUAAAACUAGAAGUGGAAUAGCUACCAACACUAAAUAAUAACCAAUAAAUAAUUUGAGUGGUGGAUUAACUGGAUAAGGUGGUGAUGAAAGAAUUUAAGAUAGUUCUUCUAGUCAUACAGGAACCAAAGGAGUCACAAAUGUAGGAUCUUAAUAAGCCAAUAAUAUUUAAUCACAAGUCACUAAAAGUCACGGUAAAACUAGUAAUCCAUUACCUGAAUAACAAUAAAAAUAAUAUGAAUAAAAAUAGGAUGAACAAGAUCUUAAAGAAGAAGAAUAUAUGAAAUUAUAUGUCUAGAAAACUAAUUCAUAAAUUAGUGAAUAAGAAUAAAUCAUUUAUUAAAGUUAAUAAGUUUAAACCAGUUUGAAAUAUGUAGAAAGAAUUCUUAAUUAGAAUCUAUAUCAUAAACAAUAUAUUUAAUAUCGUAAUUACCCUGAAGUUAAAUUUGAAAAAAUGACACUUAAUGAAGAUCCAAAAUAAAGAGGAGGAGCAUUCAAAAGAAAUUUUUAAAAUAAAUUAGAAGAUGAAGAAAUUGUAGAAAAAAAAUAAUAAAAUCCUAUUACUUAAUUAUUUUCAUAUAAAUGUUAAUUAAGUGAAUAAUGCAAAGUAACAAGUGCUGAUUGGAAUCCUGUAAAUAAAGAUUUAUUAGCAGUAUCAUAUGCAAAUAGAGAAACAUCUGAUGGACAUAUUAUGUUUUGGACUUUAAAGAAUCCUACAUUCCCUGAAAGAAUUAUUACAUAUCCAUCUAAAUUUAAUUGUUGUAAAUUUUCAGAAAGCUAACCCAAUCUUAUAGCAGCUGGAACUGUUGAUGGUAUUGUAGCUGUUUGGGAUAUUAGAAGAAAAUCUAAUAAACCUAUUACUGAAAAUAAAGAAAUGGCAGGAAAGCAUAGUGAUUCUGUUUGGGAAGUUUAAUGGAUUGGAAAAGGAGCAAAAGGAACUGAUAAAGGAGAAUCACUUGUUAGUAUUAGUAGUGAUAGUAGAAUUGUAGAAUGGUCAAUGAAAAAAGGAUUAGAAUAUACUAAUUUAAUGAAUCUUAAAAGAGUUGUAUAAUCAUCAUAAAAAGAAAAUUUAUAAGAAGGUGUUAAUUUUAGAAUGUCAGCUGGAUUCUCUUUUGAUUUCUUACAAAGAGAAUCAGCUAUGUAUUUGGCUGCUACUGAAGAUGGUACUAUUCAUAGAUGCUCUAAAUCAUAUACUGAAUAAUAUUUAGAUAAUUAUUUUGGACAUUCUGGACCAGUGUAUAAGGUUAGAUGUAAUCCUUUUUUUGGAGAUAUCUUUUUAACUUGUAGUGCAGAUUGGUCAUGUAAAUUAUGGAAUUGGACAGAAGAACUCCCUAAAGCUAAUUUUUAAGUAUUAAUAUUUUUGUUAUAUUAAGCAAUAAAAUUUAAAAGAUGAAGUUUUAGAUUUUGAAUGGUCUCCUCAUACUUCUGUUUUAUUUGCUUCAGUUUGUAAAGAUGGAAGAUUAGAAUUAUGGGAUUUGACAAAAAAUAAUAUGUUAGAUCCAUAUUUUACAAUAAUGCCUACAGAAUUAGAGAAUUGGCCAGCAAAAACAAUGGUCAGAUUUGCUCACAAUAGUCCAGUACUUAUUACUGGUGAUGCUCGAGGUGAUAUUAAUGCAUAUAGACUAUAUGGUAAAUUUGUUAAUUAAAUUUAAAAGGUUAUGAAGAUAAUGAUCCAUUGUAAGAAGAAGAAAAAUUAAGAAAACUUUUGUAUCCAGCAGGAUAUUCUAAAGGAUAAAAGGAGUAAAAGGAUUGAUU